Chenopodium quinoa (quinoa) is the source of this 1534-nucleotide messenger RNA. RefSeq lists its product as uncharacterized. The coding region runs from base 293 to 757 and encodes 154 amino acids. Gene Ontology annotation, biological process: protein insertion into mitochondrial inner membrane; protein targeting to chloroplast. The transcript is spliced from 3 exons. The record is from RefSeq and is a predicted model, not a curated record. Gene Ontology annotation, molecular function: transmembrane protein transporter activity. Gene Ontology annotation, cellular component: chloroplast inner membrane; TIM22 mitochondrial import inner membrane insertion complex. Lineage: Eukaryota; Viridiplantae; Streptophyta; Magnoliopsida; Caryophyllales; Amaranthaceae.
CCCAUUUUAUGUAUCCAUCCACACAACACUGAAAACCCCUCUUCUCAUCUUCUCCCCGAAAACCCCUAAAACCCCAGAAAAACAAUCCACCAUGGGAGAUGGAAAGCAAGAAUUAAUGGCGGUUAAUUGACCAAAGGGUUUAAUUCAACAAAACCCAAUUACCCAAAUUCAAUCUGAAAUCAAAAAAUUGGAAGUUAACGUUAAAUCUUGGCUUUCUAAACAAUCUAUUCCUGUUGAAGCUACUGCUGUUACUGCUGGUGGAGCCAUUCAAGGUGCCCUUAUUGGUGGUCUUAUGGGUACCUUUACACAGGAUUUAUCCUCCUCCAUGCCUAUGCAGCCUCCUCCUAGUAGCCUUGACCCUAAUGCUAUGGCUAGUUUAAAACAAGCCCAGGCUCUCUCUGGGGGCCCAUUGGUUCAAGCUCGCAACUUUGCUGUCAUGACAGGUGUCAAUGUUGGCAUCUCUACUGUUUUGAGGAGAAUCAAAGGGAAGGAGGAUGUAUGGUCCAGCAUGGCAGCAGCAUUUGGUUCAGGAGCCAUGUUUUCUUUGGUUAGUGGUAUGGGUGCGCCAAACCAAGUUUCCAGUGCUAUCUCAUCAGGAGCCUUUUUUGCAGCAUUUACUAUGAUCCAGACUUUUCUUUUUAUCUCUUGCCUACUUGGUUGGGAAUGUCUCAGACAUCUUUGUUUGUUACAUUCUACGAUUGUAAUAAUGCUAUAUCUUCAGCUUGCAGCUUGUAGAACACUUUCUUCUUUAUUUUAGUUGUAAGUUGUAUCUAUUGAUCCCUGCUUCCCUCCCUGCCCCAACCCCAAUCCAAAAAAUAAAAUCAAAGAAUUGGGGAACAAAGGGAGGAGGAGCAACAUAGAUACAUCUGACUUUUGUUACAACUCAUUGUUUGUUUUGACAUGUGUGCUCUUUUUGGUGUUAUUUUGCAGGUUACAAACUUUUUCUAGUCAGGGAGUUAUAAUUUGCUUAUGUGUACUAUAUGAUUUCUUGAGUAUAAUUUCUACACAACGAAAUUACUAAUAAACUUUCUUUCAUUGCCUUUCCAGGAAUGCAGCAAUAUGGCUAUUUGUGGUGUUUCAUGAAGGUGUCUUAAACACUAAUCAAUUGGACAAUCUGCAAGUGUCAGCUGAUAGGCUAUUAAUCUCUGCUUCGAGAAUUGAAUCAACAAGAUGAAUUUUGGAAGACAUCCUGUAGUGAUCAGAUCUGCCCUGGUAUAGGUUUUGAGAGGAUCUCUGCUUUUCUAUUGAAUAUCAUGAUACAAUUCUCCAGUGCUUCUCCGGAAGUUGAUGCUGAUUUUAGAUAAGGUUACAGUAUCAGCCUUUGUUUUUGGAGUUUCAAUGAUUAUUUGGCUCAUCACUUCCCAUCCAUUUGAGAUUAAUAUACUCUUGUCCUGUUUACCAACCAGUAGUUUGAAUGCUGUACGAGUUGCUUCUUUGCAGCUUCGAAUCUCUAAUUCCUGCACUUUUAUCUUGGAGGCAGUUGUAUUAUCUGAAGGCAUGAAUUUAUGAUGAACAGAUAGUUGACAUGCUUCAA